This is a messenger RNA of Cuculus canorus (common cuckoo), 6371 nucleotides long. It is a transcript of the gene SREBF2, whose product is annotated as sterol regulatory element binding transcription factor 2. Gene Ontology annotation, biological process: positive regulation of transcription by RNA polymerase II; positive regulation of cholesterol storage. Bases 90 to 3440 code for a protein of 1116 amino acids. Lineage: Eukaryota; Metazoa; Chordata; Aves; Cuculiformes; Cuculidae. Gene Ontology annotation, cellular component: nucleus. Gene Ontology annotation, molecular function: DNA-binding transcription factor activity, RNA polymerase II-specific; RNA polymerase II cis-regulatory region sequence-specific DNA binding; protein dimerization activity. The transcript is spliced from 19 exons. The record is from RefSeq and is a predicted model, not a curated record.
CCCGCGGGGGGGCGGACCAAGAUGGCGCGCGGCCGGAGGCGCCCGGAGGGUCCCUGCGACUGAGCGGCGGGAGCCGGGGGGGCCUCGCCAUGGAGGGCGGCGAGCUGGGCGUGGAGAGCAUGGAGAGCCUGGCCGAGCUGGGGGACGAGCUCACCCUGGGAGACAUCGACGAGAUGCUGCAGUUUGUGAGUAACCAGGCAGGAGACUUUCCAGAUCUGUUUUCGGAUCAAUUGUGUGGCACCUUCCAGGGCAGCAGCAGCAGUACCAGCAGCGGUGGGACUCUGGAGCCGCAGCUGCAGCGACCGUACAGCCAGGUGCAGCUGCAGCCCUUCCCGCCACCUGCCGCCUCCCCCCAGCUCCAGACCCUGCCAGUCAAAGCACCACAGGCAACACCUCCAGCCCCUCCGCGGUCCGCCCCUCUCCUUCAGCCUCGGCCACCGCUCCAGCCUCAGCUUCAGCAGCAGGCUGUGAUGAUCACGCCGACGUUCAGCUCUGCUCCCCAGACCAGGAUUAUCCAGCAGCCGGUGAUCUACCAGAAUGCAGCCACCAGUUUCCAAGUUCUUCAGCCUCAAGUUCAGAGCCUUGUGACAUCCUCCCAGGUUCAGCCGGUUGCCAUCCAGCAGCCAGUGCAGACUGUGCAGGCCCAGCGUGUGCUAACACAGGCUGCCAACGGCACCAUCCAGGCAUUAGCGCCGGCCACGGUCCAGACAGUCGCUGCAUCACAGGUCCAGCAAGUUCCAGUCCUAGUCCAACCUCAGAUCAUAAAAACAGACUCCCUUGUCUUGACAACCCUGAAAACAGACGGUAACCCUGUUAUGGCCGCAGUACAGAACCCAGCGCUGACAGCACUCACUGCUCCCAUUCAGACCACAGCUCUGCAGACCCUGGUUGGGAGCAAUGGGACCAUUUUGACCACAAUGCCAGUGAUGGUGGGGCAAGAAAAGGUGCCUAUCAAACAAGUUCCUGGGGGCGUAAAGCAACCAGAACCACCUAAAGAAGGAGAGAGGAGAACAACUCACAACAUCAUUGAAAAGCGUUACCGGUCAUCCAUAAAUGACAAGAUCAUUGAGCUGAAGGACCUUGUCAUGGGGACAGAUGCCAAGAUGCACAAGUCUGGAGUCCUGAGAAAAGCCAUUGAUUACAUUAAAUACUUACAGCAAGCCAACCAUAAGCUGAGACAGGAGAACAUGGUUCUGAAGCUGGCAAACCAAAAGAACAAACUGUUGAAGGGCAUUGACCUAAGCAGUCUGGUUGACAAUGACGUGGAUCUGAAGAUAGAUGACUUCAACCAGAAUGUGCUGCUGAUGUCUCCUCCGGCGUCUGACUCUGGGUCCCAGGCUGGUUUCUCUCCUUAUUCCAUUGACUCAGAGCCAGGAAGCCCACUCCUUGAUGAUGCAAAGGUUAAAGAUGAGCCUGACUCUCCUCCUGUGGCCCUUGGUAUGGUGGAUCGCUCUCGAAUGCUCCUCUGUGCUCUCACAUUUCUUUGCCUUUCCUUCAAUCCUCUGACAUCCCUCCUGGACGCCCGAGGAACGCCGGAGUCUGACAGCCUGGUGCGCCACAGCUCUGGCAGGAACAUGCUGACCAUUGAGUCAGAUGCGGGUGGUUGGUUUGGCUGGAUGAUACCCACGCUGAUCCUGUGGCUCGUGAACGGAGUGAUUGUACUGAGUGUGUUCAUAAAGCUCCUUGUACAUGGAGAGCCGGUGACUCGACUGCACUCAAGAUCAUCGGUCACAUUCUGGAGGCAUCGCAAACAAGCGGACCUGGAUUUGGCACGGGGGGAUUUUGCUGCAGCUGCGUCAAACCUGCAGACCUGCCUGUCUGUACUGGGCCGAGCGCUGCCAGCUUCCCGCCUGGACUUGGCUUGCAGCCUGUCCUGGAACGUGAUCCGCUAUAGCCUGCAGAAGCUGGCCCUGGUGCGGUGGCUGCUGAAGAGGACUUCUCAUCAGUGGCGGGCGAGGGAGGCCACCGCAGGCUCUGAGGACGAGGCCAAGACCAGCGCUCGGGAUGCAGCUCUAGCAUAUCACAAGCUCCAUCAGCUCCACAUAACAGGUAAACUUCCUUCCAGCUCCGCUUAUUCAGGCUUGCACAUGGCCCUGUGUGCUGUGAAUCUGGCUGAGUGUGCAGAAGAAAAGAUCCCACCCAGCACAAUGGCCGAAAUCCACCUGACCGCUGCAGUUGGCUUGAAAACUCGCUGUGGAGGCAAGCUUGGCUUCCUAGCGAGCUACUUUCUAAGCCAAGCUCAAAGCCUAUGCAGCUCAGAGCGGAGUGCCAUUCCUGACUCAUUGCGUUGGCUAUGCCAUCCGCUGGGACAGAAGUUUUUUGUGGAGCGAAGCUGGACGGUAAAGUCUGCUGCGAAGGAGAGCCUGUACUGCACCCAGAGGAACCCUGCGGAUCCCAUUGCACAAGUUCAUCAGGCGUUCUGUGAGAACCUGCUAGAGCGAGCAGUGGAUUCACUUGUGAAGCCUCAGACUAGGAAAGAGAUUGUGGGACAGGAGGAGGAGGAGCCGUGUGAGUUCUCCAGUGCCAUGGAGUACCUGAAAUUGCUCAACUCUUUCUUGGACUCGAUGGGAAGUGGAGCCCCACCCUUUGCUGGCAAUUCUGUACUCAAGUCUGCUGUGGGUCCUGACGUGGUGUGUAGAUGGUGGUCAGCAGCAGUGACUAUGGCGAUCGGCUGGCUCAGAGGGGAUGAUACAGCAGUGAGGUCACAUUUCGCAGAAGUGGAGCGCAUGCCGAAAUCCCUGGAGAUGUCAGAGAAUGCCCUGGUUAAAGCCACCUUCUACGUGUGUAAAGCCAUGCAGGCCUCACUGCCUGGGAAGGCAGAUGGACAGCAGAGCUCCCUGGGACACUGUGAGAGGGCCAGCAGUCACUUAUGGAAUAGCCUCAACAUGACCAGUGGUGUCUCCAGCACCGUCCUCAACAACAUGAUCCAGCUGCUGGCCUGUGACUUGCUGCUCUCUCUCCGCACCAGCCUGUGGCAGAAGCAGGCAAACGCCAGCCAGGCCCUGGGUGAGACCUACCACGCCUCGGCUUCCGAGCUGACGGGCUUCCAGCGGGACCUCGGCAGCCUGCGCAAACUGGCCCAUGGCUUCAGGCCUGCCUAUCGCAAGGUCUUUCUCCAUGAGGCCACUGUGCGCCUGAUGGCAGGUGCCAGUCCUACCCGCACCCACCAGCUGCUGGAGCACAGCUUAAGGCGACGCACGCCCCAGAGUAGCAAGCAAGGCGAGCUGGACACCCUGCCAGGCCAGAGGGAGCGAGCCACAGCCAUUCUGUUGGCCUGCCGCCAUCUCCCCAUCUCGUUCCUCUCCUCCCCGGGCCAGCGAGCUGUCCUGUUGGCUGAGGCUGCCCGCACCCUGGAGAAGGUGGGGGACAAGCGCUCCUGCAACGACUGCCAGCAGAUGAUAGUCAAGCUGAGUGGGGGCACGGCCAUCGCCGCCUCGUAAUGCCGACGUGGGGCUACCUUGUGCAAAGACAACCUGGUUGACUGUCAGCCUGGACUUCCCUCUGGAGCUUAAAAAAAAAAUGUGCUAGGUUAGGGCUGUGCUGGUGGGGUUGCAAUGGGGUGGGAGAGGGAGGGAGGGUUUUGGUUUUGUUUUGUGGUUUUGUUUUUUUUUAACUUGCCCCAGGUUUAGCUUUAUUAGCCCCCUUGCCUGUUCUCAGGCGCUUCAGCAGGAAUCUGACUAGUUGUGGGUUUUGCAACCACCCCUGAGGCUGUUGGGAAGCAUUGCCCUGACUCGGAGCCCCCAUCUGUGCUGGGGGAGAAGCCUGCAAGCCCAAGGCAUAGAUAAGUGGCACAUUUGUGUCUGUCCUCAGGGGCAUUUUGUUCCCUUCCCAGGCACCUCUGCAGAAAGAAGCCUUUGGGGAAGGCAGAGGAUCUGCUCAAGCCUUUUCCCUGGGGAGUUCUUGGGGUCUAAGGCUAUUUCCAAGAGAGAAGGGGAAGGCACCGGCUUUCCUCAAGCUGUGUGUGUUGGGAAACUGCUUUUUCACCGAAGUGUGAUAGACCCAGCUUACAGAGGUGCUCUGGGAGGAUCGCUUGGGGCCAGUACUGCCCAGCAAACUUCUCUACGGUUUUUUAUACAGGUUUUUUAUAGGAGUGUUUGUGGCUUUACAAAAAUGUAGGGAACAAUACAGCUGAUUUCCCUCCCUCUCCAUGUUAUGUGUCUCUCUCUUGUGAUUAGAGCUGCCUUCGUUUUUUGGCAAGGGGCUGGGUUUGUGGCAACCUACAAGCAGAGGCUUGUAGGAGGCUGAGGAGUCCCUGAUCACCUGGAGCCGGGUGACAGCAGAGGUGGAACGCAGCGCCCUGCACUCUGCGUGAACAGUGAAUGCUUCUCUGGUGCCUUUCUGUUGAUGGAGAAAGAAUUUUUAGAAAAGACUUAUUUUACUCAACUCUCAGUCCCAGAACUUGUCUUCAGAUGUUUCUCCUUCCCUUUUUUCCAACUGCUCAACAGCUCCUGAGCUCCUGCAGAGACUGGGAGGCACUGGCUUGGGGUGUGAGUCCCCCAGCUCCGUUACCAUGGCUAUUCAGAGCGAUUUGACUUGCAGGUGUUGAAUAGCCUGUGACUUUCCAAGAGGGGGAAGGUGGAUUGGGGACAGGGAGGGAACGGUUUGCCCUUUUUCUCUCUGCCUUCCCUGUUGCAUCUCUCCAAAGAAGUGCAAAGCGGUUGCCCUCUCACAGGUGCAAAUGUGGAAACCAGUGUUUGGUGGGCAGGCAUUGCUGUUUCUCCCUGUAUGUGGCCAGCAUGUGCUCUGUGCUGACAGCUAGAAGCAUGGGAUACGGCAGUAGCCCAAUCCUAUCCCAUACCUAUACAGUCUGACUCCUGCAAAAUCUCUGUCUGUUUUGCAGCGUGUCCAGCUUUUGCAGAGGGCCAUGAGGGCUGGAGCUCCUUCCAGAAUGAGGGGGAGAGUUUGUUGUCUCAUCUUACAUGGGACCUUAAGGCAUCUGAAGGGGGAUUUCACGUGCUGCAGGAAUUAAACAUAAAUAAUGCUGGUCCUAGCAUUACCUGACUUCAAGAAGAUGGAAACUGGGCCAGGAGAAACCUGUCUCCCUGCAAAGACUGUUCACAGUCACCCUGUGCUGUAGCUGCGAACAGAAGCGUGGGGACCAGAAGAUGCUUCCCUCCCUCCCUGACUUUAUUUGGGGCCCAGUCCCAAUGGCCAGCAGCCUGUGCUGUGGGAGGGGAGCUCAUCCUCUGAGGGGGACAGAUCGCUCUUACGUGUCUUCAGCCAGUGUAGGAGAUGCUGUGGUUCGGGUGGUGGUAGCUGCUUCUGCUUUGAGCAUGUAUGCCAAGUGUGCAGAACAACUCUUGGGUUGGGGUGGGUUUUGAUUGCCCAUCCCGUCUCCUGGUUUAUCAGUUAUCCCAUUUUGGGGGCUGGAUCAUAUCCUCCUACUUUUCGUCCUCUACAUGACUCUUGCACUGUCUUCCUGGUCAUGUGUUUUUCCUAAAAUACAGAAACUCUACCUGUGGCAACCUCCGAGUUUUGUCUUUCCCCAGAUCCACGCGCAAAGUGUGGGAAGUGUUGUGCUUCAAGUAAAAGAGGAAAUGAGGCUUUGGGAAAACAGUGAUGCUGAGGCUUCACUUUGUCACUUAACACUGGACCAAGUCCUGCGGGCUGGGCUGCAGGGAGUACCAGCGGCGAUGGGAGUGGGGGCUGCUGGGCUGAAACCCAGAUGUGAUCCGUGGAGGGUCCUAGUGCUGCUGGUCCUUCCCUCCAGGGCAAAGGGCUCUUUGCCCUGUUUUUCCACACUGUCCAUAAAUUCGCUGCCCAUCUGCCCCUACAACUUUUUAUUUUGUGUGUGUGUGUGUUUAUGUACUGUAACUUUGUUUGCGGAUGGGAGGAAAUUUGUUUUAUGGAUUAUGUGAAGAAAGUCUAUUUAUCCACAUGGAGUUUGGAGUAGGGAUGCUUUGUCAUACAAGGUGCAACUGGUGGUUGGGAGGUUCCUCGGGGAACAUAGCUGCUGUCUGAAAACCCUGUUCCAGGGCUCAUGAGCAUCUGUUACCUAAUAAAACGUUACCACCACCUCCCACCUGCCCUUUUUCUCUUAGCCCUCUUCAUCCUAUCUGGCAGCUGCUCUUAAACAUAGGUGAGCCUUGAACCAUCCUUCAGAGACAUCCAACCACAGAAGCGUCUUGGGAAGCUGCCACUUCUUUCUCCAGAUAACCUGGAAAAUGGAGCUGUAUGGCUUGCAACAAAAGAUGGUCCCUUGGUGCAGCAAGCGUGGUGUCUGUGCUCCUCUGGAAGCAACCCAAGAGGCUGAGGGGCAGAGCUGAGCCAAUAGGCUGCAAUUUUAGGAGCAUCUAUCUGGGAGGAAAGCUUUUACCUGACCUUGCUUGAAACAAUGUCCUUUCGCUCCAUCUAUUUGGUUUUUCUGCUUC